AUAAGCUAUAUUUUAUAUUAGGAAUAUGUCCAAUUCUAAUGGUUUUAGAGGAUUUUUUAUUUUGCAUAUUAAUGUUAACCCUAAAUGAUUUGUCAAAACAUGACAUAAAAAUUGUCACAGGUGUUAAUGUAUUUUUAAUCACUACGCCUUAUCUGUCUCGAGUGAUACCCGGCAAUGACGACAACGUCAAAACAUAGAACAAAGGGGAUACAUUUUUCUGACGGUGUAAGGCCGGUAGAUUAUGUGCUUGUUUACAGCAGAAAAAAACUAAAGACCAAUUAUCAAAUAAAACAGCUGGAGGGUUUUGUGCAAAACUUGCAAAAAAUUGGAUUCGAAUACGAAACUCAUCCUUUCAGUUGCGAUCGAGACAUAAAAUUUGUAUUGUUGACAAUCAGUGAAGACAAACUGUUGGACUUUGCGGAGGCAUAUAAAAUAGACCUUACAAUGAACAGUAUUCUGUACAACUUUGAGGAACAUACAUAUGGGUUUACAAAAACUUUUCUUACGGACCCCGACUUAUUCGAUGAUCUAUAUAAAAGGGCCGAAGAAACAUUUUCAAAGCAAAAACCCAAUGGCUUAACUUCCUCAGAGAAAAUAUUCCUUAUUUGUGAAAUCCUUAAGAAAAAUAGAUAUGGGGAGAAGGUCAGCAUGUACGGAGUGCGAAGUCUUAUAAAGGCGGGCACUUUGAGAGCAGCUUUCGCUAUUCACAGUGGAACUUACAAAUGGACUAAGAAAGGACCCUUAACAGAUCGACAGGUCUUGUAUGAGUACUGGGCUCACCCAAAAAGGUUCUACAAAGCUCAACCUGCAAAUGUAAUAGAGAGAUACUUUGGAACUGAAACGGCGUUCUACUACAAAUGGAUGGGAUUGUAUGCAACAAUGUUGGCCAUUCCUGCUAUUAUUAGUGUCGCUGUAGUAAUAUUCGGUGUUGGUACUCAAUUUACCUAUCACAAUACGUUAAGUAUCGAAAUAUGCCAGAGCAAGUUGUUGUUGUGUCCCAGUUGUCCGAGCUGCAAGUACGAGCACAUGAGACGUUUAUGCGCCGCAUCUCACCUAACAUACAUUUUAAAUAACAACUCUACGGUACUGUUUGCUGUAGUGAUUUCCUUGUGGUCCACGGUGGUGGUUGAAAUGUGGAAGCGUAUAGAAGCGACGAAUCAAAUGAGGUGGAAUGUGAAGAACUUGGAGCAAGACUUUUCAAUGAGAAUGGAAUAUAAAGAAAGAGCUUACUAUAGAGAAAUCGCCGAUGGUACUUUGGAACCUUUUAUUCCUUUAACUUCGUGGCUGUUUAGAACUACCGCUACUUUGCUCAGUGUUACACUCACGGCAGCAAUAAUUGUGUGUGUCACGAUUUUUACUCAGAUGUUGCAACUUAAACUGACCCACAUGAUGUAUGACAACACACACCCUUACAAAACGGACAACUAUAAUUGGGUCAUAUUCCAUCAAUUUUUAAAUUGCAGUAUAUUAGCAGGAUUUAUGAUAAUUUUGCAAAAGCUCUACUAUAGAGUUGCUUUUAAGAUAACACACUACGAAAAUCCCAGAACAGAAGUGGAAUUUGAUAAUUCUUAUAUUUAUAAGUGUUACUUGCUUAAUUGUUUCAAUCAUUACUUUGCCUUACUGUUCAUUGGUUUUGGGAAGGGACAAGCUUUUCAACAUCCAGGAAUUAGGGUCAACGAAUUCCAAGAAGUAUUUAUAGCCAAAUGUAUGAUGGUCUUUGGAUGCACGUUAGAAAUGGGAAUUUUGCAACUUUCUAUAUGGAUUAUUCACGGUUUAAUUAAGUUUGUUGAAAACAUUUUUGUUCCUAUAAUAAAUGUCAAAGUGAAGAUGAUAUUUCGGAAAAAGCCGAAAGAUUCUACGGGGGAAAUGCCUCAAUGGGAGCACGAUUUUUUUCUUUACGAACCAGAUCCAUAUCACAUUCCUCAUGCUUAUUUAGACACAGUUGUUGAAUAUGGACUGGUGACGUUUUUUAUUUCCGCUUUUCCGUUGGCUCCCUUGUGUGCAUUUAUAAAAAACAUUUUCCAUUUGCGGUUUGAAGCACUCAGAGCUUUAGGGCUUUACAGAAGACCCAACCCUAGGAAAGUUGCUAAAUUAGUAUGCUUCACCAAAUUGUUGCAAGCUACCACGUAUUUAGGCAUAGUUGCUAACGCCGGUAUGAUCGCAUUCAGCAGCAAUUUCGUACCGAAGAUCCUUUACUGGCACUACAUAGACAGCAGCUUAAAUGGAUUCAGUAACUUCACGAUGUCGCAAUUUCUCAGUUCCGGCGUGUACAGUAUGUAUAAAUAUAAUGAACGUGUUCACGAGAAGUACUGCUUUUAUGGUGGCCUAAGAAAUGCUGUUAACGCAAAUGAUUACACGUUACACCACUGGUGGAUAUUAUCCAUAAGAUUUGCCACACUCCUUGCCAUUGAACACUUUGUAUUUCUUGUGCAAGGAUUACUUUCGUACAUGAUUCCAGAUGUUCCAUACUCCGUAAAAGAAGAAAUCGCUCAUCAACAGAAGAUGAGAAGAGAACAGAGAAUGCGAGACAUUGAAGCCACAUUCAUAAACAAAAGGAAGAAGGCGAUUACAGAAUCUGAACGCUUCGUUUUACUUAAAUAAUUUCCAAUUGAUUAAUUUGUAAUGGA
This is a messenger RNA of Aethina tumida (small hive beetle), 2627 nucleotides long. RefSeq names its product anoctamin-3-like. Gene Ontology annotation, molecular function: protein dimerization activity; chloride channel activity. Gene Ontology annotation, cellular component: plasma membrane. The transcript is spliced from 15 exons. Lineage: Eukaryota; Metazoa; Arthropoda; Insecta; Coleoptera; Nitidulidae. Bases 175 to 2601 code for a protein of 808 amino acids. The record is from RefSeq and is a predicted model, not a curated record. Gene Ontology annotation, biological process: chloride transmembrane transport.